Molecule: messenger RNA, 2080 nt
Organism: Arabidopsis thaliana (thale cress)
Lineage: Eukaryota; Viridiplantae; Streptophyta; Magnoliopsida; Brassicales; Brassicaceae
Product: Heavy metal transport/detoxification superfamily protein
Exons: 4
Coding region: 419-1840 (473 amino acids)
Molecular function (GO): metal ion binding
Source: RefSeq, marked reviewed
UAAAAACGAGCCCCACACCACUCUUUUUUUUCUUGUUCUUCUAAUGCUAAUCUUUUUGUUGAAUUUAUUACAAAAAAUAUUGUCUAAAGUCUAGGCAAGGAAAUAAGAUACUAUUGCUCACUCCUUUCUGGCUAAUAAAUUGAAGCAGCGACUUUACUUCUCUCUCUCUCUCUUUCUCUCUGACUCUGAAAAAGAUGAAGUGGAGAAGUUAAUGUUCACCAACUUAAUACUGCAAAGUCGAAAUCUUUCUUUCUUCUUCUUUGCCUUCUUUCAAGUGCUUUCCCUCUCUCAUUCUCCUUCUUCCUCCUCUGUUUCUUUGUUGUUCUAAACUUAAAAAAAGAUUGAAGUUGCAAGUAACAGAGGAGCUGUCUCAGAUCUGGUUCUAAAGCGAGAGAAAGAGAUUUUGAGUUGAGGAAAAAUGAGUAAAGAAGAGUUCAUGAAGAUCCAGACUUGUGUUCUUAAAGUGAACAUACACUGUGAUGGCUGUAAGCAGAAAGUCAAGAAAAUCUUGCAGAAAAUCGAAGGUGUUUUCACGACCAAGAUUGACUCAGAGCAAGGGAAAGUGACUGUCUCUGGGAGCGUAGAUCCUUCAGUUCUCAUCAAGAAGCUCGCCAAAUCUGGUAAACAUGCUGAAAUCUGGGGAGCUCCAAAGGGUAACAACAAUCCCAAUCAGUCCCAAAUGGCCAAUCAGUUUAAGGGAAUGCAGAUUGACCAUGGAAAAGCCGGAGGCGGUGGUGGCGGAAACAAUAAUAACAACAAGAAAGGCCAGAAAAACGGCGGAGGAGGUGGCGGCGGUGGAGGUGGAGGUAACAGUAAUGCGCCAAAGAUGGGCCAGCAACUGAAUCCACAACAUUUGCAGCAGCUUCAACAGCUUCAGAAGAUGAAAGGGUUUCAAGAUCUGAAGCUUCCUCCUCAGUUAAAAGGCUCUGUUCCUGUCAACAAGAACCAAAACCAGAAAGGAGUCAAGUUUGAUGUCCCUGAAGAUGAUGAUGAUGAUGAUUUCAGUGACGAAUUCGAUGAUGAAUUUACUGAUGAUGAUGACGACGAGUUUGAUGAUGAGUUUGACGAUCUCCCUCUUCCGUCUAAUAAGAUGAAGCCCAACAUGACGAUGAUGCCUAAUGCUCAACAGAUGAUGAUGAACGCUCAGAAGAAUGCCAAUCUUGCCGGUGGUCCUGCUAAAAACGGCGGUAAAGGCGCUCCCGCUGCUGGCGGCGGCGGUGCCGGUGGUGGAAAGGGUGCUGGCGGCGGUGCUAAGGGUGGUCCUGGGAAUCAAAACCAAGGUGGAGGCAAGAACGGCGGUGGUGGACAUCCACAAGAUGGUAAAAACGGCGGUGGAGGCGGUGGUCCCAACGCCGGAAAAAAGGGUAACGGCGGAGGUGGGCCCAUGGCUGGAGGAGUUUCGGGAGGUUUCCGACCCAUGGGAGGUGGAGGACCACAGAAUAUGAGCAUGCCAAUGGGUGGUCAAAUGGGUAUGGGUGGUCCGAUGGGGAAUAUGCCGGCGGUUCAGGGGUUACCAGCGACCGGUCCAGGCGGUGCACCACAGGGUUAUUUCCAAGGGGCCGGGAUAGAUCCUAUGCAAAUGCAGCAACAGCAACAACAACAGCAAUAUUUAGCGGCGGUUAUGAACCAGCAACGAGCUAUGGGGAACGAACGGUUCCAACCAAUGAUGUACGCAAGGCCACCACCGGCAGUUAACUAUAUGCCGCCAAACCCGCACCAAUAUCCGAAUCCGCAUCCGUAUCCGUAUCCGUACCCGUAUCCAUAUCCUCCACCUUAUGGGAAUGAUCAAUACUCUCAUGCCUUUAGCGACGAGAACACAUCAAGCUGCGAUAUUAUGUGAGAUGGUUAAAAAUCAAAAUAAAACUUUUAUAGUUUGUGUGUAUUUGAAUCCUAAGUUGGGGUUUUUUUCGAUGGAUCGAAAUGCUAAGUUGUUGUAGGUUUUUUUUUUUCACUUUGUGAUAGCUUCGGUAAUUUAAUAGAAUAAUAUAAAAUUUGAAAAGAGUGUAGUAAUUUUUUUUUUUUUCUCAUCACAUGUGACUAAUUAUUAUAUGCUAAUUUUCCUAUAAAUUAAUUCUGAAUA